ACGAACCAGCUGAUUCGAGGUCACAGGUCACAACUCAUCCAUCAUGGCGGCCUCCACGUGCGACGUGUUUUCCUUUUGUGUGAAGCCCGAGUCUGUCCGAAGAGCUGCAGAGGUCCGGUACAUUAGCAGCGGCAAGGGCAAGGGGUUGUUUGCCACCCGAAGUAUACGGAAGGGGGAGACAAUAUUUCAGGAGAAGCCCCUGGUGUCCUCACAGUUCCAGUGGAAUGCAUUAUACAGGUACAGAGCUUGUGAUCACUGCCUGCGAUCUUUGGAGACAGCGGAGGAGAAUGCCCAGAGACUGUCUGGAAAUGUCCAUAUGAUGCUGCCAUACCCUGAGCUUUGCACUAUCCAGAACGGGCGCCACCAGCAGUGCCCACGCUGCCAGGUGUCGUACUGUAGUCCCGAAUGCCUCAAGGCAGCGGCUGAGCAAUACCACCAGGUCCUGUGUCUGGGGCCUUCCAGGGACAACGGUGCUCAUCCCCUUAACAAGCUGGAAGAAGCCUGGCGAAACAUACAUUACCCCCCUGAGACAGCCAGUAUUCUGCUCAUGGCGAGGAUGGUGGCCACUGUCAAACAGGCCAAGGACAAGGACUGGUGGCUUCACCUCUUCUCCCAGUUCUGCAACAAAACGGCCAACGAGGAGGAAGAGAUUGUUCAUAAACUGCUAGGAGAUAAGUUUAAGGGGCAACUGGAACAAUUGCGUCGGCUGUUUGUGGAAGCCCUGUAUGAUGAGCAAGUGAGUCGGUGGUUCACGCCAGAAGGUUUCCAGUCUCUGUUUGCGCUUGUUGGAACGAAUGGGCAGGGAAUCGGCACCAGCUCCCUCAGUCAGUGGGUCCAUGCGUGUGAUGCCCUGGAGCUCCCGGCGCACGAGAGGGAGCAGCUGGACGCUGUCAUUGACCAGCUGUAUAAGGACAUAGAGAAAGAGACGGGCGAGUUUCUAAACUGUGAGGGCUCGGGCUUGUAUAUCCUGCAGAGCUGCUGUAACCACAGCUGUGUACCGAACGCAGAGGCUUCAUUCCCGGAUAAUAACUUCUUGCUCCAUCUCACUGCUGUAGAAGACAUCAAGCCUGGGGAGGAAAUCUGCAUCAGUUACCUAGACUGCUGCCAGAGGGACCGCAGCCGGCAUAGCCGGCACAAGAUACUCAGGGAGAACUAUCUGUUUGUGUGCUCCUGCCCCAAGUGCCUGUCGCAAGCUGAUGAUCCUGACAUAACCUCGGAGGAUGAGGAGGAGGAGGAGGAAGAAGAGGCAGAUCUGGAAGUGGAGACCGAUGAUGCUGAAUUGGAAGAUGAAAUGACGGAUGUUUAAGCUGAGCUAGAUUAUCGCGCCAUGUCACUGCCAUCUUUCACACACCCUUCCUCCCUAACAUAAGUGACACUGCAUUCAGAACAACCAAUCAGAAUGCUCCUUUCAAAAAGGUUUACAGAACACUCCAGAUGUUCCUAUUAGAACUCUUUUAUUGGCUUAAGCUGUUAUGGGAACUAUCAAUAUAUCUUCACGUGCAUCUUUGGGUGCAGCACUUUGAGUGUUCGUUUUGCACUGUCGUUGGGAGGAGUUGAUCCUCCACUCUAAUUCUGGACCUAGAGAAAAUGCCAAGUGAUCCCUCUGUGCUCCUUAUUGCAUGUCAAUACCCAGAAUCCUUGUCUUCAUUUUGACCUCUCUGAUAUGUUAUUGCAGUGAAUAAAGCGGGUCUAGGAACCUGCCCACAAGCUGCGAGCUAAUUAAGGGCUGCUGUUAGCGAGGGUUUUGUGCUGUAUCAGUCUUUGGUCAUCCUCACCUAAUAGAUGUUUAACGUAUGUACAAAACCAGUUAAGCAAUGUAAUCGUCACAGGAUGCCUGUUUCUCCUACAUAUCUGAUCAUGUGAGCUCGGUACACUGCACUGUGCAGCACUUGUGUACGAGCCUGCUCAUAUCAAAUGGAUGAAACUAUCUUAGUGGAAAAUUGGGAGAUAAAGGAAAUAGCUAAAAUCUACUUUUUGUGCAGCACAGAAUGAAGUGCUGGAUAUCCUGUUUCUUAUUAAACCGUAUGCCAAACAGUC
Molecule: messenger RNA, 2037 nt
Organism: Bombina bombina (fire-bellied toad)
Lineage: Eukaryota; Metazoa; Chordata; Amphibia; Anura; Bombinatoridae
Gene: SMYD5
Product: SMYD family member 5
Exons: 13
Coding region: 44-1306 (420 amino acids)
Molecular function (GO): protein binding; histone H4K20 methyltransferase activity
Source: RefSeq, a predicted model, not a curated record